Messenger RNA from Phycodurus eques (leafy seadragon), 2439 nucleotides. RefSeq names its product zinc finger protein 622 (gene znf622). The transcript is spliced from 7 exons. Gene Ontology annotation, biological process: ribosomal large subunit biogenesis. Gene Ontology annotation, molecular function: nucleic acid binding; zinc ion binding. The record is from RefSeq and is a predicted model, not a curated record. The coding region runs from base 113 to 1501 and encodes 462 amino acids. NCBI's taxonomy places the organism in Eukaryota, Metazoa, Chordata, Actinopteri, Syngnathiformes, Syngnathidae. Gene Ontology annotation, cellular component: preribosome, large subunit precursor.
GGAAGUUCAAAGGUUAUCAGGAAGAGCCCAUCAUUAGUUGAAAAACACGUUUAGCACUUUAUUUCAAUAACUUUUGCAAUUUCUUUGGUUUUAGCCUGCACAAGACGCUGCGAUGUCGUCCUACACGUGCAUCAGCUGCCGCGUGGUGUUCUCUGACGGCGAGGUGCAGCGUGCCCACUACAAGAGUGACUGGCACCGCUACAACCUAAAGCGCAAGGUCGCCGACAUGCCACCCGUCAGCGCCGCCAACUUCCAGGACCGCGUCCUGUUGCAGCGCACAGCUGCCGAGCGCCACCCGAGCGGCGUUGGCGAAGUCUGCGCCGUCUGCAACAAAAAGUUCUGUAGCGCCAACGCCUUCCGCAACCACCUGCAGUCACAGCGCCACCAGCAGUCCGAACGCCACGCCCUGCAGGCCGCUCGGCAACAGGUGGAUAAGCUGAACCAAAAGAACCUGGAGAAAGGGCUCAGCAGCAAAGACAAAGAGGACAGAGACGCCAGGAACGAGGCUCUGCGGCAGGCCUUCAAGGAACAGUGCCGGACAGGCCAGAAGGAGGUGCCGGUGAGGAGCAAGGCGCAGAAGGCGGAAAAACCUCCGCGACUCGUGUGGCUGGAGGAGCAGGCCAAGCGGAGAGAGCGGGAGGAAGGGGCUACUGCUGAGGAAGAGGAGUGGGAGGACGUGGACGAAGAUGAUGAUGAUGACGAUGAGGACAUGGAGGAGGAGGAUGAAGAUGAGCCCACAGAGGCAAAGGAAGGAGACCCAACUGCUUCGUCCGACCCGCAGCAGCCCGCCAUCGCCAUCCUGGCUGGUUCGAUUCCCGUCACCGACUGUCUGUUCUGCUCGCAUCAUUCCAAGUCGCUGCUGCGGAACGUCGCCCACAUGACGCACGUUCACAGCUUCUUCAUCCCGGAUCUUCAGUACCUGGUGGACCUCAGGGGUCUGGUGCGCUACCUCGGCGAGAAGGUGGGCGCGGGGAACGUGUGCCUGUGGUGCAAUGAGAAGGGGCGCUCUUUUUACUCCACGGAAGCCGUGCAGGGUCACAUGACAGACAAAAGUCACUGCAAGCUCUACACAGACGGGGACGCCGCGCUUGAGUUCGCAGACUUCUACGACUUCAGGAGCAGCUACCCAGAAAGAGGGGCUGAUGACAUGGACGACGAGGAGCUUCCUGACGACAAGAACUUUCAAUAUGACGACGAGACAAUGGAGCUCACACUUCCGUCAGGCUCCAGGAUCGGCCAUCGGUCCCUCAUGCGGUACUACAAGCAGCGCUUUGGAAACGAGAGGGCGCUGGUCCUGAGCCACAACAGGAACGCGGUGGGACGCGUGUUGCGUCAAUACAAAGCGCUUGGAUGGGCCGGCGACGCAGGCCUCGGUAGCGUGCAUCGUGCUCAUCGUGACAUGCAGUACGUGCAGAUGAUGAAGUCCAAGUGGAUGCUGAAGAUGGGAUUGAGUCACAACGCCACCAAGCAGAAACACUUCCGCCCACAAGUCAUCUUCUGAGGAUGGCCAAAAACACCAGGCUUGAACUUGAAACUGUUUGGAGCCACAGAAGCAAUCAAGUGUAGAAAUUGACCGCUUUCAUGUUAUUCGAUGACCUAAACUUAGUACAGUGCCGCCUUGAGAUACAAGUGACCCGACCGAGUCAUACAUUCUUCAUCGUCUGCGAAGGACGACUAAUAAUAUUGCAACUUACUGAGAAGCUAUGACUUCUCCAUGUCUGUCUUCUACUGCCCCCAGCUGGCCAAUGUGGGCACACCAGAAGGAACAGCACCAUGUCCAUUGAAUUGAAGCAAAAAGUGUGACAAAAACGGUUUAAUUCUUUACAUUCUUUUAAAUUGUAAUUACUGUAUGUUUUUGUAAAGUACAAUAUUUAGUGUGUGUGUCCCCCCCUCAUACAUUACAAUUUUUGUUUUUUUUGGGGGAGGCUGGAAUGGAUUGGCAUUUCCAUUGAUUUCAGUGGGGAAGUUUUUGAGUUAAGAGUGUGGUCACGCAAAUCAAUUAACUUGUAUCUCAAGGCGUCACUAUUUUUUUUCAUUAGGGAACAAAAAUAUUUUUACUGUAGCAUUACGGGGGGGGGGGCGGGGGGGGGGGUCCAAUUUGCGACGUUUCCGACUACUCCAAAAGUUUGACUUUGAUUGAUUUGAUUUCGGGGUGAUCAAAAGAAAAAUUCUCACUUUUCACUGCUGCAAGAUAACGUCAACACACUACUUUUAUAUUAAUAAAAUAAUAAUCGUCUCAUCAAACUAUGUAAUCUGCCUGACAUUUGAUUAUUCUCAUUUUGAUGGCUAGUUUUGUCCGUCAGUUGGACACCUGUAGACUGGACGUACAAAUUAAGGUUAUGUCAUACACCAGCUAGACCCUGGAAUAAUAAUAAUAAUGACGCAGUAAAUGUGUUGUCUGGAUGAUUGUCCUAAUAAAAGCUGGUAAUGCAACAGAAA